This is a messenger RNA of Humulus lupulus (European hop), 1631 nucleotides long. Its product is annotated as extensin-2-like. The record is from RefSeq and is a predicted model, not a curated record. The coding region runs from base 192 to 1334 and encodes 380 amino acids. The transcript has a single exon. Lineage: Eukaryota; Viridiplantae; Streptophyta; Magnoliopsida; Rosales; Cannabaceae.
UCAAUAAUAGGUUAAAGUUGGAGGUUGGAAACUUCAUAAACUAAUAAAUUAACAUUUCACUCGUUUCAACGAUACCUAUAUAAACAUGCACUGCCUCCUCUUCAAUACUCAAUCACAAACAUCUUUCUAAACCCUUCAAGCCAUUAGACAACUCUCAAAAGUGUUUUGGUGUUCAUUUCAAGUACUAAAAAAUGGUCAAUUUUUGGCCUCAUUUAGCAUGUGCCUUGGCACUAUGCUUGAUGGCCACCAAUGUGGCUGCAAGGGACUAUAAGCCUUACUCUUAUACAUCUCCACCCCCACCGCCAACUAGCUACUAUUACUCGUCUCCACCACCACCAUAUCUCUACAAGUCACCACCUCCUCCUUCUCCAUCACCACCACCGCCUUAUGUAUACAAGUCUCCACCUCCACCUUCUCCCUCACCUCCACCACCAUAUGUUUACAAGUCCCCUCCACCACCUUCACCAUCACCACCACCUCCUUACAUCUACAAGUCUCCACCACCACCUUCUCCAUCACCGCCACCACCAUAUGUCUACAAGUCCCCUCCACCACCUUCUCCAUCCCCACCACCUCCUUACAUCUACAAAUCCCCACCUCCACCUUCUCCAUCACCACCUCCCCCUUACAUCUAUAAAUCUCCACCUCCACCAUCACCUUCUCCACCUCCCCCUUACAUCUAUAAAUCUCCACCUCCACCUUCACCAUCACCACCACCACCAUAUGUCUACAAGUCUCCUCCACCACCAUCACCAUCACCACCACCUCCUUAUGUGUACAAGUCUCCACCACCGCCUUCUCCAUCCCCACCUCCACCAUACAUCUACAAGUCACCACCACCACCUUCACCAUCACCACCGCCACCAUAUGUCUACAAGUCCCCUCCACCACCUUCACCAUCCCCACCACCUCCUUACAUCUACAAGUCUCCACCUCCACCUUCUCCAUCACCGCCACCACCAUAUGUCUACAAGUCCCCACCACCACCAUCACCGUCACCGCCUCCACCAUAUGUCCACAAGUCUCCACCACCUCCUUCACCGUCACCACCACCUCCCUACAUCUACAAGUCUCCACCACCACCGUCACCCUCACCACCACCACCUUAUGUAUACAAGUCACCUCCUCCUCCAUCACCAUCACCUCCCCCUCCUUACAUUUACAAAUCACCACCACCUCCAUCCCCAUCACCACCCCCUCCCUAUAUCUAUAAAUCUCCACCUCCUCCAUCCCCGUCACCUCCUCCUCCAUAUGUUUACAAGUCUCCUCCACCACCCACGCACUCUCCUCCACCUUACUACUACAGGUCUCCACCACCACCCAGUGGCUACUAAGUAAACAAAGCAGCGUUUCUACAUUCGUUCGAGAAAAGAAACAUUACAGAAAUAAAAGGGUGCAAUUUAACUGCUUGACCCUCGCUCAUACAUUCAAAUUUCUUUUUGCACAUGGAUUGAUUUGUUGUCCGUGAUUUCUUAUACAUAUAUUUUUUAUUUUCUUUUCCUUUUUUAAUUAAUUGAGCGUUGAAUUGAAUUCAUAUUAAUUGACGUCUUAUUAGACCUAAUGUAAUACGCAUGUGCUUCUGUACGGUUCAAUAUACUGAAAUUUAACACAAGAGAAUUCUCCCCUCUUAA